Babesia bigemina is the source of this 270-nucleotide messenger RNA. RefSeq lists its product as hypothetical. Lineage: Eukaryota; Apicomplexa; Aconoidasida; Piroplasmida; Babesiidae. The record is from RefSeq and is a predicted model, not a curated record. The coding region runs from base 1 to 270 and encodes 89 amino acids. The transcript has a single exon.
AUGCCCUUGAGCACGUACCUGCUGAUCAGGAAACAGAUCAGCAUGGUGAUGAAGUAUGCGACGAAGCUCAGGCCAGUGCCGAUGAGCACACCCUCUGCAAACCAUGUGCAUGCCGCAUCUUCGCAACCUACUGAUAUGCCCGUGCAAGUGCGUGAAGAUGAACCCGCCGGAAAUGAUCUGAUCAGCAUGCGAAGCGGAACCGGCAAACCAACCAUAAUCUCCAGCGACACGCAGCACAAGACCGCCAGGAUGAACAGCAGGACGAAGUAG